Molecule: messenger RNA, 1716 nt
Organism: Phodopus roborovskii (desert hamster)
Lineage: Eukaryota; Metazoa; Chordata; Mammalia; Rodentia; Cricetidae
Product: zinc finger protein 883
Exons: 4
Coding region: 35-1705 (556 amino acids)
Biological process (GO): negative regulation of transcription by RNA polymerase II
Molecular function (GO): DNA-binding transcription repressor activity, RNA polymerase II-specific
Source: RefSeq, a predicted model, not a curated record
UGUGUGAGAAACUCAGAGAAGAGCAACGAGAACAAUGAAUGCUUUUGUGAUAAAUGCUCUCCAGGGUCUGUUAUCAUUCAGGGAUGUGGCUGUGGACCUCUCACAGGAGGAAUGGGACUGUCUAAACUGUGCUCAGAGGUCUUUGUACAUGGAUGUGAUGUUGGAGAAUUACAACAAUGUACUUUUUGUGGAGAACCAUUGCAGUAGUGGUAAAUGUGAGAAGCAAUUCCAUCAAGACACAAAGCACUUUAUCCAUGAUCAUCAAAAUAUCCAAGAAAAGAUUUAUAAAUGUAAUGAGCUUGCCAAUGUGAUUCGUGAAUCCUGGCAAUGUACACCUUAUGACACAUGUGACACUGCAGAUAAUUACAACAAGUACAGAUUUGGAAACCACAGGGAUGCCUGUUUUGCCACCUUAAAUCUCAAUAGACCAAAAACUAGGAAUGCUGGAGAAGAACCCUGCAAAUAUGAAGAGAGAAUAACCUGCUUAAAUUUGUGUUCCAUCAUUAGUCAAAAUCAAAGAGUUCAUAGACAUAUGGAAGAACACAAAAGUACUGAGUAUGAUAAAGCUUUUGACUCUAAAACAGAAAUCUCACUGAAAGAAACAGACCAUGGGAAGAGACCACACCAGUGCUGGAAAGGUAGAAAAUGCUUCAAGACUCACUCAAGCUUCAUUGGGCAUCAGAGAACCUAUACUAGACUAGAGAAACCCUAUAAUUGUACAAAAUGUAAAUAUAAUAAGUGCUUUUCUCAUACAUCAAACUUGGAAAGACAUUACAGAAUCCACACUGGACAGAAAACUUACAAAAGUAGUGAAUGUGACAAAUCCUAUGGUUCCUCGUCUCUGAGAAGACAUCAUAGAAUGCACACAGGAGAGAAAGCUUGUAAUGAAUGCGAGAAACCCUUUACCACAAACUCUGAUCACAAAACACAUCAGAGAAUCCACACAGAAGAGAAACCUUACAAAUGUAGUGCAUGUGACAAAUCCUUUUCCUCAAAAGGCAAUCUAAGAAUUCAUCAGAGAAUCCAUACAGGAGAGAAACCUUACAAAUGUAGUGAAUGUGACAAAUCCUUUUCCAGGAAAGACCAUCUUACACAUCAUCAAAGUAGUCAUACAGGAGAGAAGCCUUACAAAUGUAGUGAUUGUGACAAAUGCUAUAUCCAGAAAAGUCAUCUUAAUAUUCAUCAGAGACUUCAUAGAGAAGUGAAACCUUACAAAUGUAGUGAAUGUGACAAAUACUUUACUACAAUCUCUGAUCAUAAAACACAUCAGAGAAGCCAUACAGGAGAGAAACCUUACAAAUGUAGUGAAUGUGACAAAUUCUUUACCUCAAACGGCAGUCUAAGAAUUCAUCAGAGAAUCCAUACAGGAGAGAAACCUUACAAAUGUAAUGAAUGUGACAAGUCCUUUUCCAGGAAAGACCACCUUACACAUCAUCAAAGUAGUCAUACAGGAGUGAAGCCUUACAAAUGUAAUGAUUGUGACAAAUGCUAUUCCCAGAAAACUCAUCUUAAUAUUCAUCAGAGAAUUCAUAGAGGAGUGAAACCUUACAAAUGUAAUGAAUGUGGCAAAUCCUUUACCCAGAAAGGAUAUUUUACAAUUCAUCAGAGAAUACACAGAGGUGAGAAAAAUUACAAAUGUAGUGAAUGUGAUAAAUCCUUUUUGCAUGGCUCAUAUCUUAGAAGACAUCUCAAAACUCAUAAGUGAGAAAACUUACA